Messenger RNA from Laetiporus sulphureus 93-53, 696 nucleotides. Its product is annotated as phosphoglycerate mutase-like protein. The record is from RefSeq and is a predicted model, not a curated record. Gene Ontology annotation, cellular component: cytoplasm. Gene Ontology annotation, molecular function: phosphatase activity. Lineage: Eukaryota; Fungi; Basidiomycota; Agaricomycetes; Polyporales; Laetiporaceae. The transcript is spliced from 5 exons. The coding region runs from base 1 to 696 and encodes 231 amino acids.
AUGGCGAAAGCCACGGAAAAGCGAAUCUAUCUUACUCGUCAUGCGCAGGCCGAGCACAAUGUUGCGGAGGACUAUACGAUUCACGAUGCACUCCUCACCGAGCUCGGUCGCCAGCAAGCCGCCAAAUUACAUGCCGACACGCACCACACGAUCCAGCAGUCUGCCGAGCUGCUCGUCACGAGCCCGCUCCGACGCACGCUCUCGACGACCGUGAUCGGAUACGAGACUCUUCGCACGAAGCUCGAACAGCAGGGCAAGCAGGUCGUCGUGCUUCCACAGUUGCAAGAAUGUAAUAAUCUGCCGUGCGAUAUAGGCUCUCCCCGCGAAGCCUUGGAGUCCGUCCCCGAAUAUGCGGGUCUCUCUUUUCACCACCUCGAUCCCUCCUGGACAUCCAAAUCAGAGUUCUACGCCGCCUCGAAUUCGGCGCUCAAGGCCCGCGCGCGCUGGGUGCGGCAGUAUCUCCGUUCGCUCCCCGAGCGCGAGAUCGUCGUCGUCUCACACGGCGACUGCCUCCGCUACAUCACAGAGGGACACAAAUCGCACCACCCGUGGGCGAAUGUCGAGGUGCGAGAGUAUACGUUUGCGGUGGAGGAGGAGGAGGAUGUGGAGGGCGAGGCGUGGGUUGUGCCUGUAACGAGAGUGGUGAAGGAGGGCGACGACCGGCCGACCUCGUCGGCGAAGGUAUUUAAGAAUUAG